Phoenix dactylifera (date palm) is the source of this 1658-nucleotide messenger RNA. Its product is annotated as fasciclin-like arabinogalactan protein 2. Lineage: Eukaryota; Viridiplantae; Streptophyta; Magnoliopsida; Arecales; Arecaceae. Gene Ontology annotation, cellular component: plasma membrane. The record is from RefSeq and is a predicted model, not a curated record.
CUACUUGAGUACCACCUGCUUCCUUCUCUCUCACAUACUCUUAUCCGCCUCCUCCUGCUAUCCACACCGGAUCUCCGCUAUCCCGGAUAUCUGCGGGCCGGGGCAACGAAUAACCGUGACAAUGCAGAACGUCUUAUCCCUCGGCGUCCUCUUCCUCCUCUUCUCAGGCUGCCUCGCCGUGUCCCGCGAGCACAACAUCACCAAGAUCCUCGCCGAGCACCCGGAGUUCUCGACGUUCAACCACUACCUCACCGCCACCCACCUCGCCGGCGAGAUCAACCGCCGGAAGACCAUCACCGUUCUAGCCGUCAGCAACACCGGCAUGGCGCCCCUCCUCGCCAAGCACCUCCCCCUCUACACUCUCAAGAACGUCCUCUCCCUCCACGUCCUAGUCGACUACUUCGGCGCCAAGAAGCUCCACCAGAUUAACGGCGGCACCGCCGCCUCGUCCACCCUCUUCCAGGCCACCGGCGCCGCCUCCGGCACCGCUGGCUUCGUUAACAUCACCAACCACCGCGCUGGCCGCGUCUCCUUCGCCGCCGAGGACGUCGGCGACGCUCCCCCGGUCAACUUCGUCAAGUCCAUCAAGGAAAUCCCCUACGACCUCGCCGUCAUCCAGAUCAGCUCCGUCCUGUCCUCGCCGGAAGCCGAGGCCCCCACGCCGGCGCCCGCGCAGGUCAACCUCACCACCCUCAUGUCCAAGAAGGGCUGCAAGACCUUCGCCGAUCUACUCGUCGCCACCGGCGACGCCGAGAAGACCUUCGAGAGCAACGUCGGAGGCGGAUUGACGGUCUUCUGCCCGAUCGACCAGGCCAUGAAGGCGUUCAUGCCCAAAUUCAAGAACCUCACCGCCGACGGCAAGCUCUCGGUGCUACUCUACCACGGGAUCCCGGUCUACAACUCGAUCCAGAUGCUCAAAUCCAACAACGGCGUCGUCAAUACCCUGGCGACGGACGGGAGCACCAAGAACUAUAAUUUCACCGUCCAGAACGACGGCGAGGUGGUGACGCUGAAGACGAGGGUCACGGUGGCGACGAUCACGGGGACGCUCAUCGACGAGGACCCGCUGGCGGUGUACACCAUCGACCAGGUGCUGGAGCCGCGGGAGCUGUUCAAGCCGGAGAAGACCAAGGCCCCGGCGCCGGCGCCGGCUCCGGUGGCGGAGGCGCCGACCAAAUCGAGGAAGCGCCACCAUGCUUCGCCGCCCGCGCCGGCAGGGCCAGGGGAGGCGCCGGCGGCGGAUAAUCAGAAGGCCGCGGAUGAUGAGAGCGCCGCCGGCGCGAGGGCACGUGCCGGGCCGUGGAUCGUGGCCGCCGCGGCGGUAGGAGCGGCGGUCCUUAUGGUGGCUUAAAAUUCUCUUUUUUUUAUUCCUAGCUAUUAUUCUCUUUCUGUAUUUGAUUGGGAGGGAAUAACAGAGCGAACUGCCUCAGUUUAUUUGCUUUUUGGGGUUUUAUUUUUGGUUUAUUUGAUUCGCACUUAAAAAAAAAUCCUGUUAGUGCUUUCUUGUUCGAUGCUUGGAUUGUCCAAAACCCCAAAUUGAUGUAUCCUUUUACUUUUCCUUUUUUUUUUCUUGUUAAAGAUCUUUUGUCAUUAAGAGUGGCAGUAUUAAGGGUGAAGGAGUGCAUGGACUGUGUUCAUGUAGUGGCCUUUUUCUUUUC